Molecule: messenger RNA, 1529 nt
Organism: Ricinus communis (castor bean)
Lineage: Eukaryota; Viridiplantae; Streptophyta; Magnoliopsida; Malpighiales; Euphorbiaceae
Exons: 2
Coding region: 86-694 (202 amino acids)
Source: RefSeq, a predicted model, not a curated record
CUGCUUUAUAAAGCACCGUCUCUCCAUGUCUCACAAGCACAUUUGAGAGAGAGAAAAGAAAAGAAAGAGAGAAAAAAGAUCAAUCAUGGCAGGCAUUUCUUGUGAACAAGAAUCUUGGGUUUCUUCAAGAAACCUAAAUCUUGAUCCAAAAACACAAACCCAUGCUCAAGCAACAAGCCUAGAUCAAGAACAUGUUUCUUUUGAUCAAGAAACUGAAGAAAUAUGGCAGAAGGUGAAUCAAAGCAUCACCACCGCCACCACCAACACUCUCAACAAUACUUUCAACUCCAACAGCAGGAGCAACAGCAAGAAGAAAAAGAACCAAGUUUUACUAGAAGGGUAUGUGGAGGUAGCUAGCAAUAAUGAGGAGGAUGAUUUGAAGAGAACAAAGAGUCUCACGGAUGAUGAUCUUGAUGAACUAAAAGGGUGCUUGGAUCUUGGAUUCGGUUUCAGUUAUGAUGAGAUCCCUGAGCUUUGCAAUACUUUGCCUGCUCUUGAGCUUUGUUAUUCAAUGAGUCAGAAGUUUCUCGAUGAGCAACAUAAGUCUCCUGAGAGAAGUACUUCUCCGGAACCUGCUUCUAGUCCUAUUGCUAAUUGGAAGAUCUCUAGUCCUGGUGACCAUCCGGAAGAUGUUAAGGCAAGGCUCAAAUUUUGGGCACAGGCUGUGGCAUGUACUGUUAGAUUGUGCAGUUAAAAACAUCUUAAGAAUUGAAUGAUGCAUUGAAAUGAGAAAAUGUUUGUGCAUUUUCAUGAAGAGCUUGUGCUCCACUAUCCUUUUCCCAGGUGCAAUUAUUUGCAGGAAUCAGAGUUCCUGUACCUUCUUUAGCUGGGAACGGAUCAGCAUGGAUCGGCGUUAAACUAGAAGAAGAAUAAGAGAAAUGCUUCAGGUUUGAUAUUAACCGAAUACUCGUAUGAGAUUUACUUAUAUAUAUCAGGGGCAAAGACUAUCAUUGUUGUAUUCGGUGCAUUAAAAUAAGCUUCAAUAAGAAUAAUGCUAUAUCUUCUUCGUAUCAUUGGCAUUGUUGCUAGUGUGUGCUUGAUAUGGCUAUGAACGUCUUCCAAUCUGAGCUGUCGGUUUUAUGCAGUGUUGAUAGCCUUCAAUUGAGCCUUCACUAACUACCUGCAGACCUCUGCAUUUGCUGAGGUAACUAAUCUAACUGGGUUAACUGUGUUGUUUUGUUUUCACCAUUGUCAAUGCAUAGAUAGGAUGGUAUCCUAAUAUUAACAAUGAUACGCGUGCUAACUACUGACUCGUUAUAAUCGAUCGGAUUGAUAGAUGAUCAACUACCUCGUUUGGCUCGUAGAAUAAAGGAAGCUGGAGAGAAGGUGGAAAGAAGUGGAGAAGAUUUGCAAAUUUGGACCUCUCUACAAGCUCUACCUAUCAUUAACUCAGUUUUCUUUAUAUUUCUCAUAUCUUGUCCAUGUAUAUGGAUGAAAGUAUUGUCUUACGAGACUUGAUGUUGCAUCAUGGUAACAAGUUGUGAUACACGAACUUUAAUUAAUUUAUCAUUGUUUUCAGUUCUGGCAAA